AUCCUAUCUGCGAAGCAAAGGCCACAGACGAAUCACAGGCAUCUAAGGUCAUGAUUUGAUAAACAUCGUACACGCUGAGAAAACUCAAAAGACCGUUUUUGGUUUUUGGCGCUGAGAUAACUCAAAGGGAAAAACCACACAGAGGGACGUAUCAACAUACACAGGACGGCGAAAAUGGGUCUCUUCUGGUUUCCUUGCCUCUGGCUGGCCACAAUGGCAGCCAUAAUAACUCAAUCUGAGAGUGUGACAAAUACAACUGCACCAGGGGUGUCAUCUACCUCCCCCACCCUGGGGAACCCAACACAGGAGUCCCCAACACAGGAGAAUCAGGUUGAAAAACUACCCACUCUGCCUCAACUAACUGAAGAGCAGAUCAAACAAAUGAUCAUCGAAAAGAACGAUAUUUUGGGCGACCCGCCUAUCUACAUCACCCUGCCCAUCCUCCUAGUGCUGGUGGUGUAUGUGCCCGUCUUCUCCGUGCUGAUUAUGUGCGAGAUCCGCGUGCAGAGAGCCAUGAGGGUCCACCCGUCUGCACAGCAGUGGGGGAAGACUCUGGGCGUGCCGACACCGGACUGGAACGACAGGGCCCAGUGGGGCAGAAUGGCUCCCGUCCCGGACUGGAACACCAUAGAUAUCUACUGAGCGGUUCCGCUGGAAAAUGACGUCAUGACCCGGAGCGCACGCUGAUUGGCUAAAGAUUGACUGAAGAAAUGUUACUAGAUCUAGUUACCUUUCCUACUGACUGAAAUCCGUAUUUGUCUCAGCACUUCGACAGAACGUAUCAUACAUGUAGAAAGUCAUGUUUGUGCAUAUAAGGACGAUAUCCCGUCUAUAGUUGACAGAUGCUCUGUCAAAAUGUGUUGUGCAACUUUACAACUGACUUGUGCAUUAGGUAGGGACAGAUAUUUUCAGAUUAUUAUUCAAAUUAAAGUUAAAGUCCAUUGGGAAAAGAUAUAAAAGCAACAUCAUACUUUACUGUUAUGAUCUGCGACUUUAACUAGUAACAAAUAUUAAUGUCUGUAAAUAUGUACAAUAGGCCAACCGCAUAAAUGUGUCCUAAUUGUCUUUUGAAUAUUAGAUGCUGCUACAAUUGUUGCGUUUAGUGGAUAACAUAUUAGUAUAUACUGAUUAUGGUAACAUUUCAUGUAAUAAUGCUAUUCAUCACAUCAGAAACAGAUUGCAACAAAGGGUAUAUCAUUGUUAAGCAAAGACUGAACGGACCUAGUCAAUCAUUAAAGAUGGCCUCUUGUAAUCGUUGGCUAUUCUUUUUUAUGUUUGGGCACGAUGACUGACCUUAUUCAUAUGAAAUAUACAUCAUAUUUGUC
Molecule: messenger RNA, 1325 nt
Organism: Branchiostoma floridae (Florida lancelet)
Lineage: Eukaryota; Metazoa; Chordata; Leptocardii; Amphioxiformes; Branchiostomatidae
Exons: 2
Coding region: 175-642 (155 amino acids)
Source: RefSeq, a predicted model, not a curated record